UAAGUGACUCUGCUUUGUCCGCUUCUGUCGUCCGGCGCUGGGGAUAAAGCGAUAGACUUGGGAGCUCGGAGACGAAGCCGCCAUGGCCGCAGUUGCUUCCUGCCUCGCUCUUCCUUGCAGCACAAAACCCUUUUCUCUUCGCGCCCACUCCACCGGAACCAGCAACGGCCUCCCUUUCCGCUCCCCGGCCAUCAAAUCUGUUGCCUUCGGUUCGAAUCUCUCCCUUAUCGCAUUCCCCAGAGGGACUAAUGCCUUGACGGCGGUGGAGAGACCCACAUCUUCUCGGAGGUCUGUCGUGUGCGAGGCGGCUCCCAAGAAGAAGGCUGACUCGGCUGCCAAGAGGGCUCGCCAGGCCGAGAAACGUAGGAUUUACAAUAAAGCUCGCAAGUCCGAAAUCAAGACCCGGAUGAAGAAGGUUUUUGAAGCUCUAGACGUGGUGAAAAAGAAAUCUGAUGCCCAAGCUGAAGAAAUUCUUCCAAUUGAGAAACUAAUUGCAGAGGCAUAUUCAGUAAUUGACAAGGCAGUGAAGGUAGGCACGCUGCACCGGAACACGGGGGCUCAUAGGAAGUCCAGGCUUGCUAGGAGGAAGAAAGCUGUGGAGAUCCACCAUGGCUGGUACACACCUGUGGCAGCUGCAUAAUAUUAGCCUUGUUCGUUUGAUAUUAUGAAUGAUGUGAAAUGCUAUGCAUAUUGCAGAUCAAGUUCAUAUGAUUUUUUUUUUAUUAAAAAAAAUCUGUUUGGGGCCCCCUAAUCUUAUCUAGCAGCAGUCUAAUGUAGAUUUAA
Elaeis guineensis (African oil palm) is the source of this 783-nucleotide messenger RNA. Its product is annotated as small ribosomal subunit protein bS20c. The record is from RefSeq and is a predicted model, not a curated record. Gene Ontology annotation, biological process: translation. Gene Ontology annotation, cellular component: small ribosomal subunit; ribosome. Lineage: Eukaryota; Viridiplantae; Streptophyta; Magnoliopsida; Arecales; Arecaceae. Gene Ontology annotation, molecular function: small ribosomal subunit rRNA binding; structural constituent of ribosome.